Molecule: messenger RNA, 867 nt
Organism: Eriocheir sinensis (Chinese mitten crab)
Lineage: Eukaryota; Metazoa; Arthropoda; Malacostraca; Decapoda; Varunidae
Exons: 5
Coding region: 207-788 (193 amino acids)
Biological process (GO): protein insertion into mitochondrial inner membrane from matrix; inner mitochondrial membrane organization
Cellular component (GO): mitochondrial inner membrane
Molecular function (GO): ribosome binding
Source: RefSeq, a predicted model, not a curated record
CACCACCUCAGCCUUGCCCCUCAGCACCUCAGUCUUGCCCCUCACCACCUCAGCAGCACUUCCUGGGAGCCUCCUCAGGGGUGGGGGCUUCAAGCAGUCUUCCACACACUCUCCUGUCAAAGGCCAACAACUCAGGUUUUAUAGGAACGACCAGCAGAAGUAUUGAACAGCAGCGGCCAGAGCCACAGAAAGGGUCGCCCCAGCUGAUGGACUUCCCCUGGGUGGUGUGGCCCAGCCUGUGGCACACUAUUCGGAACUGGAUAUUUGCCAACCUCCUGAUCCAUCGCUACUUGGACCAGGAGUUUGAUAUAGCCUCUUUUAAAAAGGGCUCUAUUCAGGCUCUCGUGCAUGUGUCUGGUGAACUUUCAAAAGGCAACUUUGAAGCUCUUGAUGAUCUGAUCACUAAGCCAAGUUUAGAGGAAAUAAGGAGGAAUUAUGCAAACUUUUCUCUGAAACAAAGACUGGAUUUGGCUGUUGUAAAGGAAGAUAUAUUUUUCUCAUUCCCUUACCAAAUUGGAAUGAUAUUCACCAAUGAAGGCGGCCCUCAUGAGCGCAUAUUUGUGGAGAUAACUAUGUGCUACCAUGUCUUCCGAGGCUUCCAAGACUACAUCAACAGCACAACGACUGGGGAGACUCCAGGAGGCCUAAGAGGAGUCUAUGAUAACCAUGACCGCAUCUCCAUCGCCAAUUACAGGUUUAUUCGAGAGUUCACCAAGGGUGUUGUGGAUGAAUGGACCAUUAGCCUGGCCAACCACUUCAAGCCGGGGGAGAUGAUACAACGACAGUGACAAGAUUUCCAUAUACUUUGUCUAUGAGCCAAUAGUAUUCUUUUACUAUAUUAGUUUGCAAAUUAAAUAUUAAUGAACA